This is a messenger RNA of Brenthis ino (lesser marbled fritillary), 312 nucleotides long. Lineage: Eukaryota; Metazoa; Arthropoda; Insecta; Lepidoptera; Nymphalidae. The record is from the annotation of a GenBank genome assembly.
AUGGAAGAUAUUCAGUCUCUUGCGAAGCAGUUAGCAACUUCGCCAGUCGUAGACCAAGUCAGCAAUAUUUGGAGGAGAGCUGCAUCUCAAUUCCAGAGGGUGAUCAACAGAGAUCCGAGACGACAUGCAGAAGAGAGUGAGUCAGUGAAGAACGAACCCGAGCGAAUCGAGGGUUCAAAUGAGGUACCUGAAAACGAGAACAUGCAGCGCACGAAAAGGAUUGUGAAGGAUUUGAUCGCCAUCGGCAAGAACAGCGGUAUCAUCGGCCCGAUCAAACGUGCCUUCGAUAUGUUUUAUCCUCAAGGAAAAGUU